AAAGCGUCCAUUCACUGUUGAGAAAAUAAUCGGCCAUAGAACUCUCAUGGGUAAUGUCGAAUAUCUUGUCAAGUGGUUGAAUGUCUCCGAAGAGGGUAGUACUUGGGAACAACCCAGUAGCCUGGUCUGCGACCAUUUGAUCGCCGCCUAUAAUCUUCAAGACCUGAACGAUGUGUACGAAAAGAAAGCAAAACGAUUGAAAGUUGACCCCACGCCAGUCAUUGAUAAUCCUUUUAGUCGUGGCUUUGAGGCUGAAAAAAUACUCAACAGUUUCAAAAACGGAGAAGAAAUAUCGUUUCUAAUAAAGUUUCGUAAUCUGGAGCUGCCGCUAAUGAUCAAGUCCUACGUGGCCUAUGUGGAAAUACCCGACAUGGUCUUUAAGCACUACGAAAAGACAUGCACAUUUGUAACACCUAAAUAGCAAUCUAUGAAGAAGAUCAAUCGCUUGGCCACAACCCAAAUAAGCUGCGGCAAAGCACUGAACAAUUCCUAAAUCGAAUAUUAUUUUUAUUUGAAGUUCUUUAAAGAUGUUCAACGUUUGCACUUGAUUUCUAUUGCAUUCAAUUGUGCCACUUUGCGUAACAUAAUAGAAGG
Drosophila guanche is the source of this 594-nucleotide messenger RNA. It is a transcript of the gene HP1e, whose product is annotated as heterochromatin protein 1. The transcript has 2 exons. Gene Ontology annotation, cellular component: nucleus. The coding region runs from base 47 to 421 and encodes 124 amino acids. The record is from RefSeq and is a predicted model, not a curated record. NCBI's taxonomy places the organism in Eukaryota, Metazoa, Arthropoda, Insecta, Diptera, Drosophilidae.